This is a messenger RNA of Bactrocera latifrons, 942 nucleotides long. RefSeq names its product fibrous sheath CABYR-binding protein-like. NCBI's taxonomy places the organism in Eukaryota, Metazoa, Arthropoda, Insecta, Diptera, Tephritidae. The transcript has a single exon. The coding region runs from base 38 to 793 and encodes 251 amino acids. The record is from RefSeq and is a predicted model, not a curated record.
UAUCCACCCAGUAAACAUACUACUAAAUCUCUCUACAAUGGCUCGCUUCCUACAAAUCCUGCUCGUCGCCUCAUUGGCUUUCGCACUCUGCGCCGCUGAAGCGCCACGUUUCCGUGGUCGCAACGGACGCCUACAACUCUCCAAGCAACGUAGCCGUUUCUUGGCACGUCAGGAAGUCGCUGAGGAAGCAGUUGUAACCCCAUACCCCUCCGCCAAGGAACUAAUACCAGAGAUUCCAUUUGAUGAAGCCGCCGCCGCUGCUGCUCCCGAGGUCCCCGUUGAAGCACCAGCUGAACCCGAGGGUGACGUAAAUGUCUCCGUGAAUGUUGAUCUUCUAGCUGAACAAGCACCAGCUGAAGAAGAAGCAGAUGAAACCGCGCUCGCCGAUGAUGCUGAGGGUGAACACGAACCAGACCUCAUCUAUGGCCCACCAGAAGCUGAGGACGUGCCAGUCGUCAAUGAAAAUACACCCGUUGAAGAAAUUGAAGCCACCACCGCUGAGGAAGAAGGCGAACAAGCAGCCGCUGAGGAGGCUAUCGAAUCUGCACGUUUGACUUCAGGUCGUCGCAUCAACGCACGCAAAUCCGCUCGUCCAGCUAAGUUGAGGGCUCCCGCUCGUGCUCGUGCUAAUUCCGUGAAAUCGGCCAAAAUUGUUAAAGCGACCAAAACUCGCUCAGCUCGUCUGCAACAAUUGCCACAACAGCAACAGUUCUUUGUGCCUCAACAGUUCGCGGCUCAACAACGCCAACAGCCUGCCUUCUAUUACACCGCUGGUCAACUGCAACAGUGGUAGGUUGAAAGAACUGUACUUUUCAUGAAAGUAAAUAGUAUAGAGAAUUGUUAACAAUCGGAUUGGAGAGUUGUUAAAGAUUUUUGUAGACUGAUAAAUACAUAAAAACCCGUUAUUCGAACAAAACAUAUAUAUGCGAUCUUUAGAAUGUG